Messenger RNA from Polistes canadensis, 560 nucleotides. RefSeq names its product hypertrehalosaemic prohormone-like. The record is from RefSeq and is a predicted model, not a curated record. Bases 110 to 376 code for a protein of 88 amino acids. The transcript has 3 exons. Gene Ontology annotation, cellular component: extracellular region. Gene Ontology annotation, molecular function: hormone activity. NCBI's taxonomy places the organism in Eukaryota, Metazoa, Arthropoda, Insecta, Hymenoptera, Vespidae.
UAUACGAUCUGUUGCUCUCAAACGUAUUUGCGAUCCUGUUCGCGAAAGGAAAGCCUGUGUGUCAUUUAAAGUUAUUAUCCUGAAAGAGAAUAUCAGCACGGAUUCAAAUAUGUAUUCCAAGAGCCGAUUAAACGUCAUUACCACGAUACUGCUCGCAAGUUUGAUUCUUUUGGUUUACCUUCAUGAGGCUGAAGGGCAAUUGAACUUUUCAACAGGUUGGGGAAAAAGAAAUCAAAAUAUACAAACUGGCAUUUCAAAUAAUCCGAGGUGUUUACCACAACAAGGAAGACCGUCAUUGGAACAAUUGCUUAAUUUGUAUAAUUUUAUUCAGAUCGAGGCACAGAAAAUCAUAGAAUGUCAAAAGUUAAACAAAUGAGAAGACGUUCAUCUGACCAACGAGACAUCAUAUACCCUAGGAUCAUUCGAAUAUUAUAAUAAUUAGAAAUAUCUAAGUUAUAUAUAAAUAUAUAUAUGAAAAAAACAAAAAAAAUUAAUUCUCCAAUGUAAAUUGUCGAAGAAACAAUUAUCGAAAGAUAUGAGAUAAAAAAAGAAAAAAAAUA